Messenger RNA from Mollisia scopiformis, 1353 nucleotides. RefSeq lists its product as uncharacterized. The record is from RefSeq and is a predicted model, not a curated record. NCBI's taxonomy places the organism in Eukaryota, Fungi, Ascomycota, Leotiomycetes, Helotiales, Mollisiaceae. The transcript has 4 exons. Bases 1 to 1353 code for a protein of 450 amino acids.
AUGGCUAUCAUUAAACAACUACAUCUUCGGGGCUCCGGCUUGAGGGCAAUCCGCUCUUUGAAGACUGUGGGAUCUGCCCUCAAGUGGGUCGUUCUCAAGAUAUGGGCUAUCUGUUUUCGAAUCAAAGUUAAACUCCUUACGAAGUGGAGAGGGACAAAGAAGGAGAGUCCGAAAGUCAUUACCUUUGAGCCCAGUAUAUGGCGAGCAUCGAAGAAGUGCGCGAUUCAUCUUCUUCCGAUAACUGCUAUCGCAAUCCUUGCCGCCCUGAACAUCGCUACAUAUUUUAUCGGGGCAGAAUACCAAGGGUCCACGACGACGAUCGAGCAGGGUUUCGAUAAUUUGGCUCUCCAAGUCACUGCAAAGCUCUACGAGCUUCUCAUCAUUGCUUCCUUGUCUACUGUGCUAAUGGAUGUCCUAAGAUACGAGCUUCUGUACAGCUCCACAGGUUUGCCUUUUGGAAUCCUGACGGCGAAUACGCAAUUUGUUGACUUCUUGAUUCCUCUUCUCGUGGUCUGCACCAUACUUGCCCUUCUUUGCAGUAUGAGCUGGUCCGAGCCUCCAUCCAGCGUAGCUAAUAAGUGGUUUGAAACUGAGGGAAACACCAUAAACACAACGUCAUUUCCCGAACAGAACAGUUCGAGUGCAUAUCUCAGUAUCCAGGUUCCACUUCACAAUGGCAAACUUGGGCUUAGCUGCACUAUAGAUGCGCGCUGGGCUUACGGCCAGAUCAUAGCCCAAGGAGCUGCUCAAGUCAACCUGCCCGAGACUUACACCCCAGUCUUCGUACCAAAUUGGGGACCUGAUUUCGAUGGCUGGCGUUUGGUGCGGUUUGCAAGAGACUGGCUCAACUCUCUCACGCCACAACUAGGGAAUGUGACAACGUGGAACAGCCUAUCGUCAACCUUGACCGAACUUGGGGUUGAUAAUAGCACGGGGUCCGUGGGAGAUACGUGGGACACCGUAGCCUUCAUUUCUCAGUUAUUAGUUUCUGCCACCAUCGUGGAUGUUAUGUCACGGGCCGGAUACGACCUAAUGAACAGCUUGCAGGCCCCUACUUUAAACGAUAGUGUAUUGGAUGCUGCUGCGGGAGGACCCGACACGUUGAACGAUAGUGUAAUGAAUGCUAUACUGGAAGGAUCAUACAUCCUGUAUACAGACGACAGCAAUGGGGCGAAUGCGAGCGACCAAUUACAGAUGCACUGGUCCAUCACAGCGACAGGGCUGGGUUACCGGGCGAACAGCUUGUCAUACUACCUUGCGUUAGCACUCUUGUUCACCACUCUGUCAUUGCUCUGUCGCAUACUAUCUGGAUUUUCUACAACAGGAAGACUUCAAGAGCCUGGGGCUCACUAG